Molecule: messenger RNA, 3344 nt
Organism: Ricinus communis (castor bean)
Lineage: Eukaryota; Viridiplantae; Streptophyta; Magnoliopsida; Malpighiales; Euphorbiaceae
Product: protein DEFECTIVE IN EXINE FORMATION 1
Exons: 13
Coding region: 193-2766 (857 amino acids)
Molecular function (GO): protein binding
Source: RefSeq, a predicted model, not a curated record
CGUUUCGUCAUAAUAUUAUUAAUGUAUUAUUAUGAUACGAAUUAAUAGAGAGAGUUGAGAGGUAAGACCAAAUAAAACUUGUGCCUUUUCAGGAAUAAGCUAAGCUUAAUUGGAAUCUGAAUCCCCUCGUCAAUUAAACUUUGGCCCUGGCUUUCAGUUUGCUUCUUUACAGUGGCAGCUAAACAAGAUCGCAUGACUUCCACGGCGAAAACCACUUUAAUUUUGUUGAUUUCAUUACUCUUUGCCUCUUGUUUAACUUAUGGGGAGGAAUCAUCAAAGAAUAAAUUUCGGGAGCGAGAAGCAACCGAUGAUGCACUCGGUUAUCCUGAAAUAGACGAGACUGCAUUGUUGAAUACGCAGUGCCCUAGAAAUUUGGAGCUGAGAUGGCAAACAGAAGUCAGCUCUAGCAUUUAUGCUUCUCCUUUGAUUGCUGACAUUAAUAGUGAUGGGAAGCUUGAUAUAGUAGUUCCUUCUUUCGUUCACUACCUUGAAGUUCUUGAAGGUUCUGAUGGUGACAAAAUGCCAGGUUGGCCUGCUUUCCAUCAGUCAACGGUGCAUGCCAGUCCUCUUCUAUAUGAUAUUGACAAGGAUGGUGUUAGAGAAAUUGCUUUGGCUACUUACAAUGGUGAAGUUCUCUUCUUCAGGGUAUCGGGCUAUAUGAUGACAGAGAAACUGGUGGUACCUCGUAGGAGGGUUAGAAAAGAUUGGCAUGUGGGUUUGAAUCCUGACCCUGUAGAUCGUUCUCAGCCAGAUGUUCAUGAUGACCAACUUGUCUUUGAGGCUAUGGAAAAGAAAUCAGAGUCUCAAACAACUGGAAGCACGCAUGGUAGCACUCCAGAAAAGAACAGUGCAAUUUCUGCAUCAACAGAAAGUACAAUUCCACAAAGUGUAACUGUUCCUGUAAACGAGAAUCAGACAGAUCCCAUCAUCAAACUGCCCAUAAACAUGGAUAAUUCUUCUAAAGAUACCAUGUCAGCUGGACUAAAUAAUCCUGAGAAUGGGAACAACACUGAAUCAGUUGGAACCAAUACUACUGAGAAGGGAACAAAAACUGGGAGACGACUCCUGGAAGAUGACAAGACCAAGGAUUCCCAGGAAGGUAGUUUGGAGUCGGGAGAGAACAACAGUGAGAAUGUUCAUGAAGCAACUGUGGAGAAUGAUGAAGGGUUGGAAGCAGAUGCAGACUCUUCUUUUGAGUUAUUCCGUGAUACCGAUGAAUUGGCUGAUGAGUAUAGUUAUGAUUAUGAUGAUUAUGUUGAUGAUACCAUGUGGGGAGAUGAGGAGUGGACCGAGGAGAAGCAUGAGAAAUUGGAGGAUUAUGUCAAUAUUGAUUCACAUAUCUUGUGCACUCCUGUCAUAGCAGACAUUGAUAAUGAUGGGGUAUCAGAAAUUAUUGUUGCAGUUUCAUACUUCUUUGAUCAUGAGUACUAUGACAAUCCAGAGCAUUUGAAAGAACUAGGAGGCAUUGAUAUUGGAAAAUAUGUUGCUGGUUCUAUUGUUGUAUUUAACCUUGAUACAAAGCAAGUUAAGUGGACUAAAGAAUUGGAUCUAAGUACAGAUACUUCAACUUUCCGUGCAUAUAUAUAUUCAUCCCCCACAGUUGUAGAUUUGGAUGGGGAUGGGAAUUUGGACAUUCUUGUUGGAACUUCAUUUGGCUUAUUCUAUGUCCUAGAUCAUCAUGGAAAUAUAAGAGAAAAAUUUCCUCUUGAAAUGGCUGAAAUUCAAGGUGCCGUAGUUGCAGCAGAUAUUAAUGAUGAUGGAAAAAUAGAAUUAGUGACUACAGAUACACAUGGAAAUGUUGCUGCAUGGACUUCACAAGGAAAAGAGAUUUGGGAGAGACAUCUUAAGAGUCUUGUUUCCCAGGGCCCGACUGUAGGUGAUGUUGAUGGGGAUGGCCGGACUGAUGUUGUAGUCCCAACGAUAUCAGGGAACAUAUAUGUUCUUAGCGGCAAGGAUGGUUCAAUUGUUCGGCCAUACCCAUAUAGGACUCAUGGGAGAGUGAUGAAUCAAGUUCUUCUUGUUGAUUUAAGUAAGCGUGGGGAGAAAAGCAAGGGACUCAGUCUUGUGACAACAUCAUUUGAUGGAUACUUAUACCUUAUAGAUGGGCCGACAUCUUGUGCUGAUGUUGUUGAUAUUGGCGAAACUUCAUAUAGCACAGUCUUGGCAGACAAUGUUGAUGGCGGAGAUGACCUUGAUCUUAUUGUCACAACAAUGAAUGGAAAUGUCUUUUGCUUCUCAACACCUGUUCCACAUCAUCCCCUCAAGGCUUGGAGAUCAGCUAAUCAAGGAAGAAAUAAUGUGGCGAACCGCUAUAACCGCGAAGGGGUUUAUAUUACACCUUCAUCAAGAGCCUUUCGUGACGAAGAGGGAAAGAACUUCUGGCUGGAGAUUGAGAUUGUAGAUAAAUACAGAUAUCCUUCUGGAUCUCAAGCACCUUAUAAAGUCUCUACAACCUUGUUAGUCCCAGGUAAUUACCAAGGUGAGAGAAGGAUAAAGCAAAAUGAAACCUUUGACCGUCCUGGAAAAUAUCGCAUAAAACUUCCGACAGUUGGAGUAAGGACUACAGGGACUGUAUUGGUGGAGAUGGUUGAUAAGAAUGGACUCUAUUUCUCAGAUGAGUUCUCUCUCACAUUCCACAUGUAUUAUUAUAAAUUGCUGAAAUGGCUACUCGUCCUCCCAAUGCUUGGGAUGUUUGGUGUUCUAGUCAUUCUACGUCCGCAAGAAGCCAUGCCCUUACCAUCAUUUUCACGGAACACUGACCUGUGAAUUAAAUCGCCUGUGUCAACCUAUCAUGUAUGCCAAAGUUGCCUGAAGGUGAAUAGAUAAUUUCAGCUGAACUACAAAUCAACAACUUUAGGUGGUCGAAGGAUUGGACCUCAAGAGGAGUAUUUACUGGCAAGGCGUCAAGUGAUCAGUUUGAUUUUUGGACAGUGUAAGAUCGGAACUUGUAACAUACUUGAAAUUGAGAUGAGUAGGUGGAUUGAUAUUCUUAUACCAAAACAGGGGGAAAGGUGCUAAAUUUUCUUCCAGAAAUGAGAUAUUAGCUUUGGAAAUUCACAUAUUGUAGGACACUAGAUUAGGAAAUAGGUGCUUGUCAAUCUCCAGCCCCCAGCCCCCAGAUAUUACCAUCACAUGAUCUUCAGCUAACUUGUAUUUGCAGUGCCUUGGGGGAUCGCCUUGCUUUUUAUAUUUAACCUUCAAAGGAAGUUUUUCUUUUUUCUUUCUUGGGUGGGAUAUUUGCCCCAUAUUGUUAGACAGUAAAUCACAAAUUGUGUAUGAUGGGGGCUAAAUUUUACUCAUGUUCUCUAAAAUCAGCAAGUUCAGAUAUCAUCGACUUCAGUUCA